AUGUCCAGGGAUGUGGGUAUUGGCAGCAACCCAGCCACACACCACCAUGUGCAGCCCAGCUGCUCCUUGAGCUACCAGCUGGCCUGCUGUGUGAACAGCCCCUGCCAGCUGGCCUGCUGCCUGUCUGUGAGCUAUAGGCCCUCCAUGUAUGCAGUUACCUCCUGCCAGUCCUCUGUGUGCAUUGUCCCCUCCUGCCAGUCCUCUGUGUGUGCUGUCCCCUCCUGCCAGUCCUCCACGUGUGUGCCCGUGAGCUGUAAGCCAGCUGUCUGCAAACCUGCUCUGUGUGUGCCCGUGAGCUGCAGGCCUUCUGUGUGUGUGGCCCCCUCCUGCCAACCCUCCUGGUACUGUCAGCCCUCUUGCCCCACCCUCCUCUGCAGCCCUGGCCCCUGCAAUGCCCCUUCCUGCUGCUGA
Otolemur garnettii (small-eared galago) is the source of this 411-nucleotide messenger RNA. RefSeq names its product keratin-associated protein 12-1-like. Bases 1 to 411 code for a protein of 136 amino acids. NCBI's taxonomy places the organism in Eukaryota, Metazoa, Chordata, Mammalia, Primates, Galagidae. Gene Ontology annotation, cellular component: keratin filament. The record is from RefSeq and is a predicted model, not a curated record. The transcript has 2 exons.